This is a messenger RNA of Coregonus clupeaformis (lake whitefish), 847 nucleotides long. RefSeq names its product bolA-like protein 3. The record is from RefSeq and is a predicted model, not a curated record. The transcript is spliced from 4 exons. The coding region runs from base 136 to 453 and encodes 105 amino acids. NCBI's taxonomy places the organism in Eukaryota, Metazoa, Chordata, Actinopteri, Salmoniformes, Salmonidae.
ACGAACGUCAACAUUGUUGACAUCGAGGGGACGUUCUUAUAAUAGCUCAAUGCGAGGGACAUUACUUUUUAAAAACUGGUGGUGGAUUACUGUUCAUUAUUGUUAGUUUUAUCUUCAGUAAAGGACUAGGUCACGAUGCUCUCUAUUUCCAGAUUUCUUCACAAAAAUCAAGCUGUUUUGGUUUCUAGACAGUUGCAGAGGACUCUGUCUUCUCAGACAGACGGAGAGACCCGAAUCGCACACAUUCUCAAAGAGAAGUUUCCAUCGGCCACGUCUCUAAAAGUUGUGGACAUAUCAGGUGGCUGUGGUGCCAUGUAUGAAGUCCACAUAGAAUCCAAUGAAUUUAAAGGGAAAAGAACAGUUCAACAACACCAACUAGUCAACCAGGCACUCAAGGAGGAGAUCCAAGGAAUGCAUGGACUACGAAUAUUCACAGAUAUUCCUCGAGAGUAGGACCAAGCCCUUUCACAAAUUGUAGGCCUAUGAACGUACACCCCUCAAAUGGAAUGUCAUAUGCUGAUUCAAUUUUCAUCUGAGGAUGAACACCCCAAAAUCUCAGAUGAAUUGCUAAUGUGUCUGUGGCAGUAACAAAGGAAACGGUUUGUCCUGUUACUUCCUGACAAUAUUGUUAGAAAUAAUCUGAAGAAUUCAAGGUAGGGACACGUUUUACAAUGUAAAUUGUGUAAUAAAUGUAACUAAAACCAUCAUAUAUUUUUAUUUAUUUACCAUAAACACAGUUAAAUCAUUGAUGAGAUUAUUCGAAUGCUGCCUUUACAGAAGACAUUGACCUAAAAAGCUAUGAUACGCUCUGGAUAAGAGUGUCUGCUAAAUGACUAAAAUGUAAAUG